AUGUCUCUUACCCUCACCACCUCCGCCUCAUCCUUCCCGGUCAACUCUCCUGGUGAGAUCAUCAGUGCCGUUUUUGAAAAAGACAUCCUUCAGGCAACCCUUGUAGGCGACCAAGUUUGCGAUCCGUUCGCAACACCCACCUCCGAUUUCAACUGGGCCGACGACGUCGAGGACGAGUUCUACUCCGACGACGCAAGCGAGGCCGACCUUGACACCGAUGAGGCUGGCGCCCGAUCCUGCUCUUUCGACGUCGACCGGUUCUUCGCAUCCGAUGCCUGUAUGUUUGGACAGUAUGGCCACUACCUGACGACGAUAUUGGAAGAAGACGAGGACGAGGAAGAAGACGACAACGAAGAUGACGAGAACCACGAGGAAGACGACGAGGACGACAACGAAGAACACGAGGAUGAGGAUGAGAAAGAAGAGGACGGCCGCUCGGCCGCGACCGACCCGACCGACUCGACCGGCAAUGGGAGCCUUCUCCAGCGCAUAUUCCUCACCAAUCGGCCCAAGGUUGCCUCGAAGCCUUCGCUCGACGACAUCGAGGAAGAAGAGGACGGCUCAGAGAACGAUACUGACGAGACUGGAUCUUCGGUUGACAGCCCUGACUCGGACUCUGAACGGACGGAGUCCGACUCGGACACGAUCGACUUCGACGCGACCAAUUGGGACGACACGGCGUCGACGAUCUGCGACUUGGACUUCAACCACCACGACGCCCACUUCGAGUUCAUGGCCAACCACUUCGACUCACUCGAAUUCUCUCUCGCUUCGAUCUCGACCGUGGACGAGGAUGAACGACAGUGCGCAGAAGGUGAUCCAGACUCUGGCUGGGUCUGGGUCGAAUUCGAGGACGACGAGCAAGAACGACAACUUUCGGCACCGAGCCGUUCUGGCAAGACCUGGGGAUUGGACUGGCGGCAGCUCCUAAGGAGGUUGUUCAUCUUCUGA
Messenger RNA from Dichomitus squalens LYAD-421 SS1, 951 nucleotides. RefSeq lists its product as uncharacterized. The transcript has a single exon. Lineage: Eukaryota; Fungi; Basidiomycota; Agaricomycetes; Polyporales; Polyporaceae. Bases 1 to 951 code for a protein of 316 amino acids. The record is from RefSeq and is a predicted model, not a curated record.